This is a messenger RNA of Knipowitschia caucasica, 1329 nucleotides long. The record is from the annotation of a GenBank genome assembly. Lineage: Eukaryota; Metazoa; Chordata; Actinopteri; Gobiiformes; Gobiidae.
AUGUCUAUUGUUUUAGAUACCCCUUCAUGUCGCUACAACUGCGGCUCUUGGCAGGGAAACUGCUCCUGUUACAGCUCCUGUGAGCGUGAUGGGAACUGUUGCAGGGAUUACCACGGAACGAGCUGUGGAGGAAAUCUUUUUGGCUCUGGCUCCUUCUCCAGCCCCAACUACCCUUACUACUAUGAAGACAACUCUUAUUGUGUCUGGCAGAUUGAGACUUCCUCUGAACAAAACCUCUAUCUGACAUUUACAUAUCUGCAACUGGAUAACUGCUGUUCUUGUGACUACAUCUCAGUCUACGAUGGUCCAUCUGUCGGGUCUCCGUUCUUGGGAAAAGUUUGCAAUGACAGUCAGACCUCUUUCCACUCCUCGUCCAACUAUCUGACAGUGCUGUUCCGGUCUGAUAGCUCCGUGGUAGGACGCGGCUUUAACGCAGAGUUUACUAGCUCACUGACGACUGGCCUUGGUCGCGUGGACUGCUCCUCAGACAACAUGAAUAUCGUGGUUUCCAGGAGCUACCUCAACUCGCUCGGCAUCGACAGCCACAAUCUGUAUCUGAACGACCAAUACUGCAAACCUACCAUUUCCUAUUACAAUGUGGUUUUCAAUUUUCCCCUCAAUAUGUGUGGGACAGUCCGGAAGUUUGACAAUGGGAGGAUUGUCUACACCAAUGCCCUCCGUGCCUUUCCCUCUUACUAUGGGGAAAUUACUCGUCAGUCUCUGUUCAGGCUGAAUGUGAGCUGUCGUAUGGAGCAGGACUCUGUUUCUCAGAUCAUUUAUGAAGUCAAACACCACGACAACGUCAGCAUCUCAGGAUCAGGACGAUUCAACACCUCAAUGUCCUUCUACACGUCCAGCAACUUCUACUACCCGGUUACACAAGUGCCAUAUCAAGUGAGGCUCAACCAGGACCUGUUUGUUGGAGUGAAGCUGAGGCGUGGAGAUGACCAACUGGUGGUCGCUCUGGACACUUGUGUAACGUCGCCCUCACCACACGAUUUUCAGACCAGAUCCUAUGACUUGAUCCGCAACAGGUGCCCUGUGGACCCCACCUUCCACUUGUACUCCUCUGGCACCGAUCCUUAUGCACGGUUCAAAUUCAAGGCCUUCCAGUUCCUGCGCGCCACAGAACAUGUGUACCUUCAGUGUAAGGUGCUCAUCUGCCCAAGCUCCACCCAGAACUCCCGCUGUCGCCGCCGCUGCAGCCGGAGAGUGGCCCGAGAGCUGAGCUCUGAGCACGACACCGAGACUGUGGUCCUGGGACCCAUCCAGCUGCAACAAGAACCAGAGACCAAGGAUGAAGAGGCGCUGCAGGAUACUCAGGGUUAA